Messenger RNA from Exophiala dermatitidis NIH/UT8656, 1058 nucleotides. RefSeq lists its product as uncharacterized. Bases 452 to 1000 code for a protein of 182 amino acids. Lineage: Eukaryota; Fungi; Ascomycota; Eurotiomycetes; Chaetothyriales; Herpotrichiellaceae. The record is from RefSeq and is a predicted model, not a curated record. The transcript has 2 exons.
CGGCACACCACCUUAUUAACAUGUCAGAAGAGAGCUGUAUUCGCUGUCUGCAGUGUAUCAUCCGGUAGUCCCAUGGCUUUAUCUGGCUAACGUCUUGGAGGAGCGUGCGCCUGUUGCAGACCUUCAUCUUCGUCCGGGAGACAUUACUGUACUAUCGCACUGCACUAUCGAGCGUGCACCUUGCGUCAUUGGCGUUUGCGGGAUAACGACCACAUCCCGCCGCUGCGAAUUUAUUUAUUAUAGUAUUGUUGAUAUAGAUGUAGUCCUAUCAAGCUUCCACACCAAGCGACUAACCGGAGCGCAUUCUAUAUUCUUUUUGCAACAGCAUUGCCAUUACGGACGAGUCAAUCAUUGCCGGUCUGGCAAAUAUCAGUCAGUUUCCAUUUAUUCAGAUUGUCCCUUGGGCGGAGAACAUCUUCUCAGUCCGACCUGGCCAUCAGCAGGCGUCCAGAUGGCGCCCACGGCCACGGCCACCGCGGCUGCGGAGCCCAGCUCUGAAGACGCCUGGCAUUUGCUCUACAAUCCCUUCACCACGACCAUCAAUGUGGACCAGAUCCAUGCAGAUAGUCCUGUCAAGUUGUUCCUUCAACGGCCUCUGUACGCCCCAUUGCUGUUUUCCAAUGUUACGUCUGAUGCGCGAGAUCAUUGUGCCAACGAAAGGACAUUUCUAUCAUGGCUACGUUUGGCGGUCUACAUGGCUGUUGUAUCCGUUGCCAUCUUCAUCAAUUUUCAUCUGAAGAAUCAACCCAGCCCGCUUGAGCAGAAACUAUCCCAUCCUCUUGGGAUUAUCUUCUGGGUGCUUUCUCUGGCUUGCCUUGGGAGUGGGAUGGCCAACUAUAUGCGGACAGUGACGAAGUACGCAGGACGACGGGCUCUGGUGCAAUCGGGAAUCAAGACGCAAAUCAUCUUUGGAGUGGUGGCCACUGCUAUUGUUGCGGCAUGUGCUCUAUUCCUCGGGGCAGAAGCGCAGGCCGCCAGACAGAGGAAGGGAACCAGCUAGUAUGGCCAGCGAUGAAGGUGUUGUAGUACAUUGAACCAGGUUAUUAUCUUUCCAGACA